GGGAGAGAACUAUAAGUAAACAAUACAGUUCUCUCCUCUGACAGCUGCUGCACACUGCUAUGUCAUUACUCCUGCAUAGAGCCAUGCAAAGCAGUGUGCUUACAGUGAAGCACAGACACACAGCACACAGUAAAACAGCACAAAGUUAAUCCUUUGAUCACCCCACAUGUUAACCCCUUCCUACCCAGUGCCGUUAGUACAGUGUCAGUGCUUUUUAUUGGCACUGAUCACUGUAUGGUGUCACUGGGGAUGUCAAUUGCACCAAAACAGUUCCCCCCAGUGUCAGAAGAAUGCCCACCGCAGUACCGCAGUCCCGCUAUAUAGUGCUGAUCACCUAGUAAAAAUAAAAAAU
This is a messenger RNA of Staurois parvus, 352 nucleotides long. Lineage: Eukaryota; Metazoa; Chordata; Amphibia; Anura; Ranidae. The record is from the annotation of a GenBank genome assembly.